AGUUUCCUCUACGCUGAACCUUGAGCUGCUUUGUGGGGAGAGGACGGAUCGUUCUGGCAGCCGCAGCAUGGUGAGCGAGGGGUUGCGCUCCACAAACGGGGAAAUGCGGUGGACCACGAAUGCAGUGACCUAUGAUGAUGUGCUUGUUGACUUCACUUGGGAAGAGUGGUCUUUGCUGGAUCCUUCCCAGAAGAGUCUCUACAGAGAUGUGAUGCUGGAGACCUACAGGAACCUCACUGCUAUAGGCUGCAAAUGGGAAGAUCAUAAUUUUGAAGAACAUCAAAGUUCUAGAAGACCUGGAAGGAAUGGAAGAAGCCAUACUGGAGAGAAACCUUCUGAAUAUACUCAAAGUGUUGAAGCUUAUGCUUAUAAUAAUCAGCUUCAAAGGCAUGAAAGAAUCCAUACUGGAGAGAAACGCUAUGAAUGUGAUCAGUGUGGUAAAACUUAUGUAUGCAAUAGGAAUCUUCUAAGGCAUAAAAUAACACAUACUGGGGAAAAACCCUAUAAAUGUAAUCAUUGUGGUAAGGCCUUUUCACGUGACAGUAGUCUUCAAAUGCAUAAAAUAAUACAUAGUGAAGAGAAACCUUAUGAAUGUAAUAAGUGUGGUAAGGCCUUUUUACGUGACAGUAUUCUCCAAGCACAUAAAAGAAUACAUACUGGAGAGAAACCCUAUGAAUGUAAUCAAUGUGGCAAAGCCUUUUCAUUUCACAGUUAUCUCACAACACAUAAAAGAAUACAUACAGGUGUGAAACCCUAUGAAUGUAAACAAUGUGGUAAAGCCUUUGCACAGCACAGUCGUCUUCUAAUGCAUAGAAGAACACAUACUGGAGAGAAACCCUUUGAAUGUAACCAAUGUGGUAAAGCCUUUGCAUUUCACAGUUAUCUCCGAAUACAUAAAAGAAUACAUACUGGAGAGAAACCCUAUGAAUGUAAUCAAUGUGGUAAAGCCUUUGCUCAACACAAUCAUCUUCUAAUGCAUAGACGAAAACAUACUGGUGAGAAACCCUAUGAAUGUAAUCAGUGUGGUAAGGCCUUUGCAUGUCACAGUAGGCUUCAAACACAUAAAAGAACACAUACGGGAGAGAAACCCUAUGAAUGUAAUCAAUGUGGUAAGGCCUUUGCAUUUCAAAGUUAUCUCAAAACACAUAAAAGAACACAUACAGGCGAGAAACCCUAUGGAUGUAAUCAGUGUGGUAAAACCUUUGCAUUUCAAAGUUAUCUCAAAACACAUAAAAGAACACAUACAGGCGAGAAACCCUAUGGAUGUAAUCAAUGUGGGAAAUCCUUUACCACUCACAGUUACCUUCUAAUGCAUAAAAGAAUACAUACUGGAGAGAAACCUUAUGAAUGUAAUCAAUGUGGUAAGGCCUAUGGAUAUAGCAGUGCUCUUCUAAUGCAUAAAAGAACACAUACUGGAGAGAAACCCUAUGAAUGUAGUCAAUGUGGUAAAGCCUUUGCACGUGACAGUAGUCUCCAAACACAUGAAAGAACACAUACCAGAGAGAAACCCUAUGAAUGUAAUCAAUGUGGUAAAGCCUUUGCAUUUCACAAAUAUCUCAAAACACAUAAGCGAACACAUACAGGCAAGAAACCCUGAUUGCUGAUAUAAUCAACGUGGGAAAUCCUUUGCAUGUAACAGUAGAUUCCACAUAUAUAAAAGAACACACACUGGAUUGAAACUCUAUGAAAGUAAUCAUUGUGGUAAAGCCUUUGUACAUGAUUUUUGUCUUUGAAACAAUGAGAAAAAAUCAAACUGCAUAGAAACCCUACAAAUGUAGUUAAUGUGGUAAGGUUUUGCACUUCAUAGUACUCUUUAUACGACAAUAACACUUUUAGUGUGAAACCAUUCUGUUAAAGCCUGUGCAUAUCACAGUAGUCAUUGAGGACAUGAUAAAAACUCAUACAGAAGAGACUCUAGCUAUAAAGGAUUUGGGAAGACCUUUAGCUAAUACAUUUAAGUUACACAAGGGAAUUCUGGAGAUAAAAUCUGACAGUGUCAACAAUCUGUUCAAGCAGUGUAUUAUUAUUUUGUUUGUACCUACAAACUCGUAUGAACAGAGCCCUACAAACUUAAAUGUUAAAGUAACUCUUUUAGAUUUCAUGUAUCUCUUCAAUGACAUGAAAUAACUAAUUCAGUUGUAAAACUUUAUGGAUAUUUGUUGUGGGAUGGUGCUUUUGUACACUGUAAAGAUUUGUCACUUGUAUUUGUUUAAUAAAAUGCCGAUUGGCCAGUAGCCAGGCAGGAAGAAUGGGGGGGGGGGGGGGUGACCAGGCUAAGAGAAUUCUUGGAAGAGGAAAGUCAAAGAGUCAGUCACCAGCCAGAUGCAGAGGAAGCAAGAUGAGAAUGCCUCACUGAGUAAAGGUACCAAGCCACAUGGCUAAACAUCAACAAAAAUUAUGUGUUAAUUUAAGUUGUGAGAACUUUAGUAAUAAGCCUGAGCUAAUAGGCCAAACAGUUUAUAACUAAUAUAAGCCUCUGUGUGUUUCUUUGGGAUGAAUGGUUACAGGAUUAGGCCGGACAGAAACUUCUGUCUACAAAUGGCACCCAAAUGUUUGGAAAGAAUAUCCACAUGAAGCUUGAGAAAGCUUUCUUUAAAAAAAUAUUCUAGUCAGACAAGAACAGAGUCAAGUGCAGCUUCUUGGUAACCAUCUUUUCUCUGGUAGGCUCUGUUUGCUGGCAGCAAGCAGAAGCUCAGCUUCUUUAAUUGAGGCUUCCUAACUUAAUGUUAAUGGCAAAAACCACAUGGCAGCCCUUUUAAGAGGUCCUGCUUCCAAUCACUUAAAAGGUUUUUAUGAGUGGCUGGUGGCAUGCUUCCUGGUGGUGCCAGGGACCUGCAGAUUUAAUGUUAACCAUGCUGCUUAGUAGAUUUAAGACUCAUGCUCAGAAAAAGAUAGAGAUAUACAGUAAAAACAGAUUCAGAUAGAAUAAAAACAUCUAAAUGGUUUACAAUAUGUUUAAAAAUAUAUGUAGGCUUGAGAGAAAAGGGGUAGAAAAAAUUUUUAAAAGUAGAGUAUCUGGGCAUGAUGGUGCAUGCCUUUAAUCCCAGGAUGUGGAAGGCAGAGGUAGAUGAAUCUUUGUGAGUUUGAGGCCAGUCUGUUCUACAGAGUGAGUUCCAGGACAGACAAAGAUAAACAGUGAAAGACUGCCUCAAAAAAAAACCCAAAAAGCAAAUAAAAUAAAAUAGGGUAAGAAAAAGAAAGCUAUAUGAAGGUAAAAAAUACACAGUCUAAAUACUGUUAUUGUGUUGUCUUUGAAUUGUUUGACUUUGACUGCUGAGGAAAGAGGUACAUAUGCUAAAAGUCAUUUAAUUACAAAUGUCAAAGAUAUUUCUUAUUAGUAUACUUGUUUGGUUCUUUUGAGACAGGACUACACUACAUCCUCUAGACUGACCUGGACUCACAUUCUUCCAGCCUGUGGCACGUGGGGCCACACUGAACUGCUUAUUAGUGUAACUAAUGCAUUUCUACGGCAAGCUUUAAAAUUAUUUAGUGCAAGAUUUUCCAUUUAUGGCCGGGCGGUGGUGGCGCACGCCUUUAAUCCCAGCACUUGGGAGGCAGAGGCAGGCGGAUCUCUGUGAGUUCGAGGCCAGCCUGGUCUACAAGAGCUAGUUCCAGGACAGGCUCCAAAGCUGCAGAGAAACCCUGUCUCGAAAAAACCAAAAAAAAAAAAAAAAAAAAAAAAAAAAAAAAAAAAAAAAAAGAUUUUCCAUGUAUUUUUAGAAAUAUGCUUUGGUUAUUCUCAGACUUUUGCAUUUCCACACAAAUUUUAGAUUAGCCUGUUCAUUUAAA
Molecule: messenger RNA, 3789 nt
Organism: Chionomys nivalis (European snow vole)
Lineage: Eukaryota; Metazoa; Chordata; Mammalia; Rodentia; Cricetidae
Product: zinc finger protein 431-like
Exons: 4
Coding region: 68-1597 (509 amino acids)
Biological process (GO): regulation of DNA-templated transcription
Molecular function (GO): DNA-binding transcription factor activity, RNA polymerase II-specific; RNA polymerase II cis-regulatory region sequence-specific DNA binding
Source: RefSeq, a predicted model, not a curated record